Lynx canadensis (Canada lynx) is the source of this 3516-nucleotide messenger RNA. RefSeq names its product regulator of G protein signaling like 1 (gene RGSL1). NCBI's taxonomy places the organism in Eukaryota, Metazoa, Chordata, Mammalia, Carnivora, Felidae. The record is from RefSeq and is a predicted model, not a curated record. The transcript is spliced from 19 exons. The coding region runs from base 1 to 3195 and encodes 1064 amino acids.
AUGAGCAAUGCUGAGAUAAUCAGUUCUACAAACCUUAUAAUUCUGCUAGAGGAUGAAAUCUUUGCCGAUUUUUUCAACACAUUUCUUUCUCUCCCGAUUGCAAAGUACAAAGGAUUAUUGACCUGGUUGGAAAAAUACCGGUUACCUUUCUUCUGCAAAACCAACUUGUGUUUCCAUUACAUUCUCUGUCAAGAGCUCAUCAGUUUCAUUAAGUCCCCAGAAGGAGCCAAGAUGUUGAGAUGGAAAAAAGCAGACCAGUGGCUACUCCAGAAGUGCAUUGGUGGGGUCAGAGGGAUGUGGCGCUUCUGUACCUACCUCAAAGACAGUACAGGUGAAGAGCUGGUGGAUUUCUGGAUCCUUGCUGAGAAGAUCUUGAGCAUAGAUGAGAUGGACCUGGAAAUGAGAGACCACUAUCUGUCCCUCCUCCUUGUGCUGAAGGCUACCCAUUUACAGGAGGGCUCAAGAGUAGUGACUCUCUGCAACAUGAACAUCAAGUCCCUUCUGAACCUAUCCAUCUGGCAUCCCAACCAAUCAACCACCAGGAGGGAGAUUUUGAGCCACAUGCAGAAAGUGGCUCUGUUCAAACUUCAGAGCUAUUGGCUCCCCAACUUUUACACCCAUGCCAGGACGACUAUGGCCAAAGUGGAAUCAUGCCAAGGUCUGCUGCAGGAAUAUGAGACUCGCCUAUGCAGUGUUUGCUGUACUCACAUAGGAGAACUCCCUCUAAACAUGAGCAUCAAGAAGUGCCACUACCCCCAGAAGAGGUACUCAAGCAAGACGACCAAGAGGAGGAUGUGGCAGCUGACAGACCAUGGCUCUACUCUGGAAAUAGAUACCAAACCAGAAACCAACAUUACGCCCCUCCAGGAGAUGUGUGCUCAAGUUAAGGACACAUACAAAUACAAAUAUACACAAAUGCCCUCCUUGAAAGUGACGUCUUCAAAGGAGAGAAUAAUCAGUUCCCAGGAAAAGGAUAUUCUCUGUGCCGGGAAGUCUAACAUGAAGAAGAAAUCCAAGAGCCACCUCCACAUGGAGGGCCUCUUUGAGACAACGUUCUCUACACACAUGAGGACUGUCACCCCUAGCAUCAAUCACUGCCCCCAGAUGACAAUCAAGAAAGUCAUCAAACAAAGCAUUUCCUUAGGGUACACCCACUGGGCCUUGUGUGCUGAUGACUGUGCAGGGCGUCCCUUCCGGCACUACCUGAAAAAGCAGAAUUUGAAAGUGGAGAUCCAACUCCUGGACCUCUGGCAGGACCUGCACCAUUUCCUCAGUGUCCUGAUAAGUAACAGGAAGACUGGGAAUACUGUCUUUCAGCACAUGCUGGGCAACAGAAUUUGUGAACUCUACCUGAAUGAACAGAUUGGUCCAUGCCUACCACUAAAAUCCCAAACCAUUGAAGGCCUGAAGGAGAUGCUGCCUUCUGGGAAUGUAAACCCCUGGAUUCCCAGAGCCCAGAGGGAGAUCUGCAAGAUGCUCAGUCCCUGGUAUGAUGAAUUCCUGGAUGAAGAGGACUACUGGUUUCUCAUUUUUACAACUCAGACCAAGUUCAUCAGAGACAAAUGGCAUAAAAAAGGAUCUAUAAGCAAAGAAAAGAACAUUCUUCUUUAUAAGAGGUGUGAGGAAUCCCUGGAGCUAAGCCAGGGUCUGGCUAACAUGGAGAAAAUGGAUUCUCUGCAGUGGCAAAAGAUAGCUACUGAGGACCUGAGACAAGGCGGGUCUCUCCAGGUAGAACUAAAGUCUCCGGUGCUUCAAGCAGACCUAGAGAAAAUGUCCUUUGGGGAACUCUGCUAUAAGUAUCCAAAGAUGGCCAUACAGAAGAUCAGUGAUGACUAUAAAAUAUAUUGUGAAAAAGAACCUAAAGUAGAUUUCACAGUGGAAAUUAUCAGAGAACCAAGAGUGGUCUCACCCUCACCUAGGAAAACAUCAUUUUACAAAAGGACUGGUGUGAGGAAGCCCUCAUUAAGACCUAGAAACUUGACAGAAGUCCUCCUAAAUUCAAACCACUUGGAAUUCUUCAGGGAGUUCCUCAAAGAACGGAAGGCUGAUAGCCCCUUGAAAUUCCUGAUGGCCAUACAUAAGAUCAGUAUUGAGACAAAUGAAAAAAUUUACAAGUCUCUCUUUGAAAAUAUAAUCAAGACUUUCUUCCAUGGCAAAGUCCCUGCUGAAGUAAUACUGCAGUGUGAUGCCCCUAUUAUACAAGAAAUCUCUCACAUGCGUCAUGUCAGCACAACUACAUUAUUAACGCUACAGGGAUAUGUCAUGAAAUCUCUAGAAGAAAAGUGGUUUAAAGAUUACCAAGAGCUGUUCCCACCUUACCCUCAGGAAGGGCAGCAUAUUGAAGUUCAAACUUCUAGGAAGCCCUCAAAGACAACAACUUACCUACAGGAAUCUCAGAAGAGAGGCUGGCUGAAAAUGAUUAGCUUUAUUAAGAGCUUUUGCAAGUACCGCAGAUUUAUGUCUGAUCCCAGUAAACGCCACGAAUUUGAAGAAUAUCUUCACCUGGAAGUACAAAAUAGCAAGGAAAAUUUCUCCACAUCACCAAAUGUAUCAGGACGACCAACUGCAAAUGUCGCAAACGUCCGGAGUACAGACCUUGAGAAUGAAGAUAUAAUCCUUAUGAAGCGUCGUAUAUUUGGCCACAAGAUUAUCGUUGUCAACUUUGUGAUCAAUGAUUUAUAUUUUUUUUCUGAAAUGGAGAAAUUUAAUAAUUUGGUGAGUUCAGCUCACAUGCUGCAAGUCAACCGGGCAUACAACGAGAAUGACGUGAUGCUAAUGAGGUCCAAACUUAAUAUCAUCCUAAAGCUCUACCUGAAUUCUGAAAUUCCUCCAAGGCUGAGGGUGAACAUCUCUGAAUCCCAGAAGGAUGCUAUCCUUGCUUCCAUUGCAGAGGGCCACCUAGAUCGGAGCAUCUUCCAUGGAACUAUCAUGUCUCUCUUCCCCAUCAUUAUGUACUUCUGGAAAAGGUUUUCUUCCUGGAAGGCAGCCCACUCUUACUUCCAGUACAGGGGGAAGAUAUUUAAGGAUAAAAAAACUUCUCAAAAGCCCGCGCACAAGUAUCCUCCUUUGAGUGGAGGAGAUCACGCCAUUUUAAGAUUCACCUUGCUCAGAGGUAUUGAGUGGUUUUGGCCUCAACAGCGGGAAAUAGUAACAAGUUCAGUCGAAAAUUGUGAGUUGGGAUUGGAAUCCCACUGAUGUCAAAAGCCUACUCCACAGUUAGAGGAUGACUCUAAUGCCAGUUUGGCCAAUCUCCUUAGUGACCACAAGGAGACUGAGGUACCCAAAAUUCGAAGCAACUUUUUCCAAACCACACAGCUUGUGAGUGGCAGAGGUGGGAUGAGAAAUGGAUCUCUUGGCUGUCCUUCUGGGCCUCUGUGCAUAGCUCUCAUUUGGAUAACUGUACUUUCUUGAUUCUUUUAUAGCCCCUUGAAGGCAGGUUCCUUAACCUUGUCUGUAUCUCUGCUGGCUCCUCUGCCAUUUCUGAGUGUGAUGUGUGACCUUUAUUAAGAGAUGAUU